GUCAAGUCCGGCGAAACAGUUGAAAAUAAAUUUGCAAAGCACUCCACAUAGAAAAGAACCACGGAAGGAACAAAACAGAACAGUGCCGUCGUUUGACAUGGUUCCGCUUGCAGAUUCAAAAUAGAAGUAAUUUGUCACGCCAGCGUCGAGUCAAAGUUGCACGCCUCAAUUUAAGAAUCAGUUUCUAAACAUGUGUCCUCGUGUCAUGCGAGAUUUUUUUUCCGCGAAAAAAUGAACUUUGUGCUCAGCCUUUGUGCGCGCCUCGUUUUUGUGGUCACUCUUCUUCGUGGUCAAGAUGUUUUGUGGGUUACUGAUGCAAGGAUUGCCAAGGGAAACAACAUCAACCUGGGCGAGGCACUCCAGUUUCUGCGGGAAUACGAUAGCGAAGCCUCCUCGAUGUGUCUCAGAGUGACUACUGCGCAAUGGUCCUACGCAACCAACAUGACGGACUUCAACAAACGGCGCAUGAUCGACGAGCAAACGCUGAAAGCGAAAUUCGACAAGGUGUCGUGGAGGAAAGCCGUCGAGUUUGAUUGGUCGAGAAUUCCAGAUCCGCUUGCCAGAAGACUGUUGAGGAUGCUAGUCACGAACAGUAGGGCCAGUUUGGGAGAUGAUAAGUUUAAUGAAAUUUAUCACCUUAUAUCCGAAAUGAAGGACCUCUACGCUCACGUAAGAGCGUGUCCAUACAAUAACUUCGACAAGCUAUACUGCGAUCUAGAAUUAGAUUUGGACGUUAAAAGAAUCAUGGCAAAAUCAAGAAGCAAUGCCGAACUCACGCACAUCUGGCAAGAAUGGCACAACAAGGUUGGCCCGCCAAUGAAAAACAAGUUCAUGAGAUAUGUUGAUUUGGCCAAUCAGGCAUCAAUAUUAAAUGGUUUCCAAAAUGCUGGUGAAGAAAUGCGUUUUGCCUAUGAAGAUGAAAACUUUGAAAGUGAGAUAGCUCAAGCUUUUCACAAAAUUCAACCUUUAUACAAAGAGCUUUUUACCUAUGUGAGACGUCAACUUUUCAAGAGGUACGGCCCGAGGGUGUUGAGGUCGAAUGGGCCGAUACCGGCCCAUUUGCUGGGCGAUAUUUGGGGACAGGACUGGAGUAAUAUUGAGGAUAUUGUCAUACCGUAUAGGGAAUAUAAGAAAAUUGAUGUCACAGAUGAGAUGUUAAGGCAAGGAUUUACUCCCUUAAGGAUGUUUCAAAUGGCAGAAGAAUUUUACACAUCUUUAGGCUUAAAACCUAUGCCACCAGAAUUUUGGCGUUAUUCUAUGUUAGAACGUCCUAAUGGAAGAAAAGUGCAAUGCACAGUAAGUGCUUGGGAUUUUUGUAAUAAAAUUGAUUUCAGGAUAAAACAAUGCACUGAAGUAAAUAUGAACGAUUUGAUAACUGUACAUCACGAAAUGGCUCAUAUUCAAUAUUAUUUAUAUUAUGCUGACCAACCGUAUCUCUAUAGAGAUGGGGCUAAUCCUGGAUUUCAUGAGGGGAUAGCAAACGCAAUAAGUUUGUCAGUAAAUAAUCCAACUCAUCUGUACAGAGUAGGAUUGUACAAUAACAAUACAGAUAUUUACGAAACAAACAUAAACUUUCUUAUGUCUAUGGCACUAAAAAAGGUUGCCUAUGCACCUUUUGCCUAUUUAGUUGAUCAAUGGCGUUACCAAAUUUUCGAGUACGGAGUAAAAACAAUGAACGCCGAUUGGUGGGAACUGCGGCUGCGAUUUCAAGGCAUAGUGCCGCCGGUAAAAAGGACGGAAAGUCAUUUGGACGCGGCGGCCAAAAGACAUGUUAUAGCCGAUAUGCCUUACAUCAGGUAUUUUGUGGCGCUUUUGCUGGAAUUUCAAGUUCACGAUGUAAUGUGCGACGCUGCGGGUCAUAGAGGGCCAUUGCACACUUGCGACAUCUAUCGGUCGAGGGAGGCAGGCAGGAUUUUGAUGGACAUUCUUAAAUCCGGAAAAUCCAGACACUGGAAAGACAUAAUAAGAGUCCUGACAAAGGGCAAUACAGAUACCAUAUCGCCUGAGCCGAUGCUCGAUUAUUUUGAACCCCUACUUUUAUGGCUUGAAGGUAAAAACAAAAGGGAGGAAGAAAAAAUAAUUGGAUGGAGCACCAAAAAAGAAGACACCGCGCUUUUUCAACCGUUAGUUUCAAAGGGGUAUAGUGUGGGAUGUAGUUUAGUCUUUGUGAUCAAUUCAGUACUUUUGUUGGUAUUGAAUAUGUGAUAGUUUUUUUUAUUGUGUAUAUAAGAAAUAUAUGAAAUGUUUCUUUUUUGGAGAAAGUUUUAUUU
This is a messenger RNA of Brassicogethes aeneus, 2270 nucleotides long. The record is from the annotation of a GenBank genome assembly. NCBI's taxonomy places the organism in Eukaryota, Metazoa, Arthropoda, Insecta, Coleoptera, Nitidulidae.